Vicia villosa (hairy vetch) is the source of this 450-nucleotide messenger RNA. RefSeq lists its product as uncharacterized. The record is from RefSeq and is a predicted model, not a curated record. The coding region runs from base 1 to 450 and encodes 149 amino acids. Lineage: Eukaryota; Viridiplantae; Streptophyta; Magnoliopsida; Fabales; Fabaceae. The transcript has a single exon.
AUGGGGUUCGGUGAUAAGUGGUGGAAGUGGAUGAAAAGGUUGGUCUUUCAUAGUAACAUGUCCGUUUUGGUUAAUGGAUGUCCGACAAAGGAGUUUUGUGUUGAGAAAGGAUUAAUACAAGGCGAUCAUUUAUCUCCUUUUCUUUUUGUUCUUGUUGCCGAAGGACUUACGGGUCUUGUUCGGAAGUCGGUUGCAAAUGGUGUUUUUAAAGGAAUGGAUAUUAAUGGGAAUUGCGGGGCAGAUAUCCUUCAAUUUGCGGAUGAUACUUUAAUAGUAGGAGAAGGAAUUUGGAAUCAAGUUUGGUCUAUUAAAGUGGUUUUGAAGGCGUUCGAGAUGGUAUCGGGCCUUGGGAUCAAUUACCAUAAAAGUAAGUUAAUCGGGUUAAAUGUGACGAGCAACUUUUUAGAAGAUGCCACCUAUGUUCUUUCUUGCAAAGUGGAGGAUAGUUAG